CAUGAUUGACGUUCUUCCUGCCAAUCGUGCUUAGCUCCAAUUAAUCAACAGGCGCUAACGGGGCAGGAUAUAACUAGGCAUCUUUCUGGUUUGGGUGUACAUGAGGUAUCAGACAAAUUACUACGAAGACUGAUCAUCGUACUUGUUCAUGAAAUUUAGGUCCCUGAGCAGGGUCUUGCGCGCCAGGCGGCAGCAAGGGAUCAUCACCACUACUUAAGACACAUGGCAGUCAUCGCCAGCGACACAUCUAUUCCGGGAGGCGGUCGUCUUUGCAUAGUGGUUCUUCUCUAAGCUCCAGUUUUGCAGCGGUUCCACAGCCUCGAGGUUUGCAUCACCAUCGACGAGAAGCGCAAGUCGUCGACGUCGAAAAUGAAGGGUUGGACAGACGGAUCCUCUCCCCCACGCGAAACGCUAAUCUGGAUUAGGAUAGAAAUGGUUUUCAGCUCGAUGGAAGAACUAGAAGCCCAUCUUAGACAGAGGAUCGAGGAAUUGGAAGCUCGCCUUGGAACUUUGACAUCCACGAUAGAGAGUCGUCAUCAGGAAACGACUCAAGAAAAUCAGAAACUCCUUGUGAAACUUGACUCAUGGACGGGCUCAAUCAAGACUCUGUUAGAUCAGUGCUUCGCACCAAUCAAUGACGUUCAUCUUCCCUAGACUCGGCAGUGCAAAGAUAAUGAGGAGUCGGAUGUUGAAGGGUUGGCGAGUUGCAAAUAUCGUGUUAGAUAGAGAGGGAGAGGGAUCAUCCAAGGUAACUUCACUUAGCCCUUGGGAUUUGAUGGUGCCGGGAAAACAGCUUAUGCGACGACGUUGAAAUCCUAAGUACCAUGCACCAAAUUACACAUUGGAAUAUUGCAAUAGAAAAUGGGAUUAUUAGGAGUUCUAAUUGAGGCUUGACGUACGGCACACCCUGUU
This is a messenger RNA of Truncatella angustata, 912 nucleotides long. RefSeq lists its product as uncharacterized. The coding region runs from base 370 to 654 and encodes 94 amino acids. The transcript is spliced from 5 exons. The record is from RefSeq and is a predicted model, not a curated record. NCBI's taxonomy places the organism in Eukaryota, Fungi, Ascomycota, Sordariomycetes, Amphisphaeriales, Sporocadaceae.